This is a messenger RNA of Eriocheir sinensis (Chinese mitten crab), 1392 nucleotides long. RefSeq lists its product as uncharacterized. Lineage: Eukaryota; Metazoa; Arthropoda; Malacostraca; Decapoda; Varunidae. Gene Ontology annotation, molecular function: peptidyl-prolyl cis-trans isomerase activity. Gene Ontology annotation, biological process: protein peptidyl-prolyl isomerization. The transcript is spliced from 5 exons. The record is from RefSeq and is a predicted model, not a curated record. The coding region runs from base 272 to 1024 and encodes 250 amino acids.
AUGUUGGCAGCCUUGCAAGUGACACUGUGUUGUGAUAAGCUGAGUUCCUGUCUAUGAACCCUGGGAGAUCAGUCAUAACCUUGGCUCAGUUCACUCCGGGUGGACUCCGCGGGGGAAAACUCCAUCCACUUCUGUCUGUAACCUUAUGGGCUUCUGCGAGACAAAAAGUUAAUUAGAGAAGUGAAGGGCCUCUCUGGAGGGUAAAGGUCAGUCCGGCCCUGCACCUGUGCUUGCUUCCCACAAUUACAGGUGUUCCGGCAGGUGACUCACUAUGGUAACGCAUCUCGUUUCGGCCGUGAGUCAGGGCUUCUCGGAGAUUAUUAUCCCCGCCUGGAGUCCCAAGCCCCAGCCCGCCUUGAGCAGCCCCGUGCCCGUGUCCCCGACCUCCAACCGAGGGAAGCAGUUCUUUCUGGAGUUUUCCUGCCAGAACGUGCCGCUGGGCCGUGUCGUCAUCAAGGUGCUGGAGGGGGCGGGGUCGGCGGGGAAGGAGUUCGAAUUUCUUGUAACGGGAAGGAACGGUUAUGGCUACAAGGGCUCUCGUGUGUAUGCCUGCUGCAAGGACGAGUGGUGCCUUCUGGGGGACAUGCUGUACCAGAACCCGCCGCCCCCAAGUCACAUCACCACCGACUGGGACCCGCGUUUGCCUCACGGCCCCGGAGAGGAUGAGGAUAAGGAUGCCGGAGGGGGCUCAAAAUUCCGCAAGCUCUAUCGAGGAUGCUCUAGAGGGACGCGGGCACUGGUGGACACGAAGGAGCCGGACAGACGCGGGACAGUGGUGGCGGUGGCUACAGACUACGACUUUGAGACGCAGAAGUGGACACUCGGGCCGCAAAUCAAGCUCUGUCUCAGCAAUAGUCUCCUGAAGUCAGGCCGCGUUCUUGGGGUCCUGACGGAGGGGAUGAAGGUGGCGCAGCGGCUCUCCAGGAUGGGCGGCAGCUGCUACGAGCCGGAGUCGAGGAUCACCAUCAGUGACUGCGGCGCCCUAAAACCCAAAUCCAAGUUCCGUGACCUUACGACCCCGUGACCCUCGCCGCCCCCUUGUCACGCCCUGCAGUCAGUGAUCACCUCAUCCCCGCUGCUACGACGACGCCCACACCAAGCCUCCGCGCGCACCUCAGGCCAACACCACUAUCUUGAUUGCCUAUGACAUCCUCAGGCGGUGCUACUACUCCCCCCCCUACCAACAACGCCCUCUGUGUCCGUGUGUGUGUGUGUGUGUGGGGGGGGGGCUCGCUAGCUUCUUGUGUGAUUCAAUAAAAUUUUUACUUUGUAGUACUUCAAAAUUCAUUUCAUCAUUCGAAAGCCACUGGCCAAACCGGGGAGGCAGAAAAAAAUAAGUAUGUACUCUAUGUCACGCUUUUAUGCUGCAAAUAAAGCACAAGGACGGAGCCA